Gadus macrocephalus (Pacific cod) is the source of this 4898-nucleotide messenger RNA. Its product is annotated as 1-phosphatidylinositol 4,5-bisphosphate phosphodiesterase delta-1-like. Gene Ontology annotation, biological process: lipid metabolic process; phosphatidylinositol-mediated signaling. NCBI's taxonomy places the organism in Eukaryota, Metazoa, Chordata, Actinopteri, Gadiformes, Gadidae. The coding region runs from base 394 to 2757 and encodes 787 amino acids. Gene Ontology annotation, molecular function: calcium ion binding; phosphatidylinositol-4,5-bisphosphate phospholipase C activity. The record is from RefSeq and is a predicted model, not a curated record. The transcript has 15 exons.
CUCAGGUGGUCAUGGGGUGGCAAUGGAUAGCCUAAGUUUAUCAUUAAAGUUUGCUCGAUGGAUAAGACCAACGAAUCCCGUACUGUAAAUCCGGUUCAAUCAAUGACGCGCGAAUGAUCAUCCAUUCUGAUGCGCUUUUUUUAAAAUUUUUAUGUAGCUUGGUACUCGACCAUGUAACCAUUUCCGAAACGCAAAAGCACAAUCUAAAUACCGAGACAAAUUUUGGUAAUUAACAAAUCCCAAAAUCCUAUCGAUUUGGCUGGCUGCAGCCAGGGAGAGAACUUUAAGGACACGCCCUUUCUUCAGACGGAUCUGUCCGAGAGCGCCUGAAGUAACGCUACAGUCGUGUUUUGUUAUUUUAUCCGUGUAUAUGUAAAGCAAAUAGAUUUCACGAUGCAAUGCACAAAACCGCCAAGUCGAACCAAAUCGGAGGAAGAACUCUAUAAUGCUCAAAGGAAGAAGGUGACGAGUUUAAAUGCCAAGUUCCUAGGUCUGGAGGGAGAUGGAGACCUUCAGUUCCUGUUGACGGGGGGAGACCUGCUUAAGGUGCGCUCUUCGUCCUGGAAGAAAACCCGCUAUUUCAAACUGCAGGAUGACUGCAAGACCCUGUGGUACGAGUCACAGCGGACCUUUUUCAAGUCGAACCCAGCCUGUGAGUGUCUUCCCCGCAGAGCGCCACUCUCCAUCGAAGACAUCUCGGCCGUGCGGCCGGGCCGUCAGUCGGAGGGCCUGCAGAAGUACACGGAGGAGCAGGUGGGCCCGCGAUGCUUCUCCAUCAUCUUCAAGGGCCGGCGCAAGAACCUGGACCUCAUCGCCAGCUCGGAGGAGGAGGCCCGGCGCUGGGUGGUCGGCCUGGAGAAGGUCAUCACCAGCACCAAGGGCCUGGACCGCCAGGUGAAGACUGAGCACUGGAUCUUCAACUGCAUGAGGAAGGCCGACAAGAAUGUGGACGACAAGCUGACUCAGAAAGAGCUGAAGGACCUGCUGCUUUUCAUGAACAUGGAGGUGGAGGAUGACUACGCUGAGAUCCUCUUCAAGCAAUGCGACGCGUCCAAAUCGGGGUACCUGUCCGGCGCGGAGAUCGAGCGCUUCUACGAGCUGCUGACGCAGCGGCCGGAGAUCGACAUCAUCUACUCGGAGUACGCCCGCACCACGGGCCUCAUGAGCGCCGCCGACCUGCAGCAGUUCCUGGUGCAGGAGCAGAGGGAGGAGGCCACGCUGGCCGACGCCCACGCGCUAAUCGACAAAUACGAGCCAGACGAAAAAGUCAAGGAGAAGAAGCUCCUGUCCAAGGACGGCUUCCUCAUAUACCUGAACCACCCUGAGGGCGUGGUGCUGAGCCCCACACACGCCACCUUGUACCAGGACAUGAGCCAACCGCUCAGCCACUACUUCAUCUCCUCCUCGCACAACACCUACCUCUUGGAGGACCAGCUCAAGGGCCCCAGCAGCACAGAGGCCUACAUCAGGGCCCUCCUGCUGGGUUGCCGCUGCGUGGAGCUGGACUGCUGGGACGGGUCAGACGGCGAGCCCGUCAUCUACCACGGCUACACGCUCACCUCCAAGAUCCUCUUCAAGGACGCCAUCCAGGCCAUCCACGAGUACGCCUUCAAGACGUCUGAGUACCCGGUCAUCCUGUCCCUGGAGAACCACUGCAGCGUCGAGCAGCAGCAAGUCAUGGCCCAGCACAUGAGCUCCAUCCUUGGGCCAGCCCUGCUCACACAGCCCCUGGGGGACACCAUGCCCACCUGCUUCCCCUCGCCGGAGGACCUGAAGCGGCGUUUCAUCAUCAAGGGGAAGCGUCUGAACAAGCUGGAGGCAGCCUUCUCUCCCGAGGCCGCGGCGGACGCCGCCGAUUACGACGCUGUGUCGGAGGACAGCGAGGAGGACGAAAAGGAGGAGGCAGAGGAGGAGGAGGAGAGGAAGAAGAACAAGAAGAAGCUGAAGCUGGCGAAGGAGCUGUCGGACAUGGUGGUGUACUGCAAGAGCGUCCACUUCAACGGCUUCGCGGACGCUAGGGACAACCUGAGCUUCUACGAGAUGUCCUCCUUCAAGGAGGGCAAAGCCCUGGAGCUGGCGGAGGAGUCUGCUAACGGCUACAUCCGCCACAACGUGGACAAGCUGAGCCGGAUCUACCCCGCAGGCUCCAGGACCGACUCGUCCAACUACAACCCCGUCCCCUUCUGGAACGCUGGCUGUCAGAUCGUGGCGCUGAACUUCCAGACGCGCUGCGCGGACAUGAGUCUGAACCAGGGCCGCUUCCUGGUGAACGGCCGCAGUGGCUACGUGCUGAAGCCCUCCUACCUGAGGGACGCCGCCAGCGAGUUCGACCCCAUCACCCUGACCCGCGGGCCCUGGCUGAAGCACAAGAACCUCCACAUCAUGGUGAUCUCAGGCCAGCAGUUGCCUAAGGUGAAGGCUAAGAAGACCUCCAUCGUGGACCCGGUGGUGAGGGUGGAGGUGCAGGGCGUCCCUGCUGACGUAGCGGUGAAGGAGACGGCGUGCAUCGAUAACAACGGGUUCAACCCCGCGUGGAACGAGAGCUUUACUUUCGACGUGCACGUACCGGAGCUGGCCCUGGUCCGCUUCGUCGUGGAGGACUACGACAGCGCCUCGGACAACGAAUUCGUCGGCCAGUACACACUCCCCUUCUCCAGCUUGCAGAUGGGAUACAGACACGUGCCUCUACUCGACCAGAACGGAGACCUUCUCCCGUCGUCGGGUCUCUUUGUACACAUCAUGGUGGUCGACGCGUAGUAAGACGGGCGUCUCACCGACAAACACACACAUCACACAGAGAGGGGGAUACAUCUGAAAAAACUCCUGUGUGACAACAUGACACUAAAACUAUUCCGGCAGUUUUUAUUAGUUUCUACGUAGAUCUAGAUGGAUGGAUACGUUUCAAGUACUUUAGUUACAACUUUUCUGUGUCGGUCUGAUCAGCAAAUUCACUGGCUUUUUUUCUUUGAGGAUAACUAGAAUAAGACAUGUAGAAGCACUAUUUACAGCAGAUUCCUUUUUUCUUUUUUUAGCACGACAGUAAUUUUAUACUUGAAGCCCCUAGGCAUUGGCAUUCUUUGAGCAGGUGGGACACAGAAACACACUAACUAACUCCCACUAGUGCAGCUGGCUUGGGAGCGUUAGUUUGAGAGAGUAUUUCUCUUGGGUUUAAAUUAGCUCACGUAGGUUUAUUCACUUUUGUUGUUGGACUACUGUCUCCAGCAUUUGUAGCCUUUAUCGUAUUAUGUCUAAAUGCCUUAAUUUAUGUAUAUGCCAAUAUUGAAAGAACAUGAUGCAUCUUAGUCCUUGAUCAUUUUCAACUUUUUGUUCUUGUAUCAGAGUGUAGCAGUUCUCACUGCUGUUUUUUAAUCUCUGAUAAAACAUUUCAAACUAAGUGUUUUUUUUGUUACUAAUCAUUGACGGAAAACAUUCACAAGAAUACUCACUGAAACUAAGCCAAUUGAUAGAAAAGCAUAAAGUGGCAUAUUGUCAUUUGACUCCCAAAUAAUACAUUUUUCUUGUCAAAUUUAAACAAAGUAUUUAUAUUUCUACCUCAAUACGUUACAGUUGGAAAUAAAUGUGGCUUGGACUUAUUCACCUAGCGGUCAUAUUGCUUCCCAAGUAGCUUCAUUAUCCCCACCCAGCUACUGUUAAGACCCAAUAUGGCGGCUUGGUGAACAAAGCCUCAUCAACUUUACCAUUGCAUGGACGGGGCUAUCAAAAUGUUAUAUCUUCGAAAAGCACUGAGUUCUCACCAACAGUCUAAAGUGACAAAAGGAUGUCGUCGUCGUCGUCCCCCCCCGACAAGAAUUUAAUACCGGCUGCUAUAUGGGAAAGCAGGCUGCUUUGUCCGGACAACAAUGCCAGGCUAGGACGGAGAAUAGUUUUUACCUGACCUGUAGGAGGGCCACGCCCUCAACACACAGCCUGGUAGUCCAGGGCUGACACUCAAAUAGGCAACACAAGACAACACAAAUCCAAAGAAUUUGGCUCAUAGCCCCAGGGGUGGUUUAACCUAUAGAACCAUCUAGGCUGACAUAUUUGGUUUUCUAAUAGACAGCCCCAACGAAAAACGUCUGUUUACGCCACAAUGGAGUCGUGUUUGAUGGGCUGAACUCCCAAUCGAUAUGAAUAGUAUAGUUUGGUCAACAUCUUUGUCUACUAAUCAGGGUGCAAGACAAUUUAUAUCACCAUUUCAAAUCGGAUAGUCUCAGAUCUGUACAGGCCCUGGAAAGAUGGCACUACAUAACCAAACCCCGCAUAACUCACUAGCAAAAUCCCCAAAAGUCUUUUUAAAAACUCAAAUCACAUGACUUCCUGUCUCUUGAUACCAUUGGCUUUGAAGCACAAUAAUGAAACAAGUCGUAAUCUUUGUAAAAAGGUGCUUUUUAUUGUGACAUGUCCAGGAGGAAGUUAUGCAGUUAAGUCAUGAAUAAAGUUCACUGUAAAAAUAUAUAUACUGCAAUCAGGAGCACAGUAACAUCCCUCUCUCACCUGGGGGCUGGGAGUAUUAGACCUUUUAUCACGUAGAGAGACUAAGAAAUAUAUCUUUAAUCAAGGUAGAGACUAAGAAAUAGACCUUAUAUCAGGUAGACUAGAUGGAAAACGGAGAUCACAUUUGUGCUAAGUGACAUUGCUUUGGCCUUUUAAGUCUUGUACCGUACAGAACGACAAGAAUAGAAUUUACCCGACAGUCAACGAAGGAGGAUCGUGUUCUAAAAUGAACCGAAAAAAGGGUGAAGAACCAGGAAGAAUAAUCCUAGGAACUGCAAAGUGUUUUAACUUUGUUUAAAUAAAAAUGGAAAACCGGUGGCAAUGUGGUAAGGUGAACGGAUACGGCCAGAAGUUUAAAACGAUGGAGAACAGUCAUCCACCACACAAACACACACCAAAACAAA